AGGAAGAUGCUGAAAGUCACCGCGCCCACCUCCUCUUCCUCCUCUUCUUCCACCGCGCCCACCGCGACUGGGGGCACCUCUACUUCUCCCGAUUACUGGAUCGACGGUUCCAAUAAAGACUCUUUGGCCGAUUUCUUCGAGGUGGAGACAGAGCUGGGACGGGGUGCUACAUCAAUUGUGUACAGAUGUGUCCAGAAGGGGACCCAGAAACCUUAUGCUCUCAAAGUGCUAAAGAAAACAGUAGACAAAAAAAUAAUUCGGACUGAAAUAGGAGUCCUUCUUCGCCUUUCACAUCCAAACAUCAUAAAACUAAAAGAGAUAUUUGAAACGCAAACAGAAAUCAGCCUGGUUCUGGAAUUGGUCACAGGAGGAGAAUUGUUUGAUAGAAUUGUGGAAAAAGGCUAUUACAGUGAGCGUGAUGCUGCCCAAGCUGUUAAGCAAAUCCUGGAGGCAGUUGCCUAUCUACAUGAAAAUGGAAUCGUCCAUCGUGAUCUUAAACCUGAGAAUCUUCUCUAUGCAACUCCAGACCCAGAUGCACCACUCAAAAUAGCUGACUUUGGACUUUCUAAAAUUGUGGAGGAUCAAGUUACGAUGAAGACUAUAUGUGGAACCCCAGGGUAUUGUGCACCUGAAAUUCUUAGAGGAUGUGCCUAUGGACCUGAAGUGGAUAUGUGGUCUCUGGGAGUAAUCACCUACAUCUUACUUUGUGGAUUUGAACCAUUCUAUGAUGAAAGGGGAGAUCAGUACAUGUAUAAGAGAAUUCUGAACUGUCACUAUCGCUUUGUCUCCCCCUGGUGGGAUGAUGUGUCUCUGAAUGCCAAGGAUUUGGUGAGGAAACUGAUAGUUUUGGAUCCUAAGAAGCGUUUGACCACCUUUCAAGCUCUGCAGCACCCUUGGGUCACAGGGAAAGCAGCCAAUUUUGUACAUAUGGACACUGCCCAAAAGAAACUCCAAGAAUUCAAUGCACGGAGAAAGCUUAAGGCUGCAGUGAAAGCAGUGGUGGCCUCCACCCGACUGGGGGGUGGUGGUGGUCACAGCUGCCUUUCGGUCACCUGUAAGACUUCAAAACCAGAUGAAGAAAGUGAGAGGAAACAAAAUGAAACUCAGAAGGAAGAGGACAUGCUAAAACAAAGCUCAGGCGAGUUUGUGUUGGCAGUAACAGAAACCCAACUUGAAGAAGAAAUAAAAGACAAAAUGGAACCCAGAGUAGAACCCGGGCCUGGAGCACAAUACUUUGCUCCAGAAGAAGCCCUAAGAGUACCUGGAGAGGAAGAAAUGCAACAGUGGUUCCCAACAGAAGGCUGA
This is a messenger RNA of Gracilinanus agilis (Agile Gracile Mouse Opossum), 1305 nucleotides long. It is a transcript of the gene CAMK4, whose product is annotated as calcium/calmodulin dependent protein kinase IV. Bases 7 to 1305 code for a protein of 432 amino acids. The transcript is spliced from 11 exons. NCBI's taxonomy places the organism in Eukaryota, Metazoa, Chordata, Mammalia, Didelphimorphia, Didelphidae. Gene Ontology annotation, biological process: protein phosphorylation. The record is from RefSeq and is a predicted model, not a curated record. Gene Ontology annotation, molecular function: calcium/calmodulin-dependent protein kinase activity; calmodulin binding; ATP binding.